Molecule: messenger RNA, 2569 nt
Organism: Fomitiporia mediterranea MF3/22
Lineage: Eukaryota; Fungi; Basidiomycota; Agaricomycetes; Hymenochaetales; Hymenochaetaceae
Product: NMDA receptor-regulated protein 1a
Exons: 16
Coding region: 68-2518 (816 amino acids)
Biological process (GO): N-terminal peptidyl-methionine acetylation
Cellular component (GO): NatA complex; cytoplasm
Molecular function (GO): protein-N-terminal amino-acid acetyltransferase activity; protein binding
Source: RefSeq, a predicted model, not a curated record
CAAGAAGGGUGUCAAGACGGCAGACCAGAUUCUCAAAAAAGUCCCUGACCAUGGCGAGACACUAUGUAUGAAGGGUCUUAUCCUCACACAUAUGGGUAAGCGUGAAGAAGGCAUGGAGUUGGUCAAGAAGGGCAUCCGACUCGAUUUAACUUCACACAUUUGUUGGCACGUAUUCGGGCUUAUCCAGAAGGGCGAGAAGGACUAUGAGGGCGCGCUCAAAUCGUACACUCAAGCACUAAAGUUCGAUAAAGAUAACCUCAAUCUACUUAGCGACGCUGCGAAUCUGCAAACGCAGUUACGACAUUUUGAUGCGUUGCAAGAAACACGCGAACUCAUUCUCCGACUCCGUCCUAAUAUGAGGAAGAAUUGGGUGUCUUUAGCUGUGGCGUACCAUCUGAACGGUAACCUUGCGGGCGCUAAGAAAAUACUGGAGAAGUUUAUGGAGAUUGUCAAGAACAUCCCGGAUUAUGACUUUGAACACUCAGAACUGACGUUGUAUCACAUCCGGGUACUUGAAGAACUUGGAGAGCUUAACGAAGCGCUCGGGAAGCUGGAUGACGCUGCGAAAUCAAGGGUAAUCGUCGACCGAACAGCAGUCAUGGAAACUCGAGCCAGGUUACUGACCAAGCUAAAGAACAUAUCGGAAGCAGAAGAGACAUGGCGCUCACUUAUAGAGAAGAACCCGGAUUGUUAUGAUUACUAUAGAGAAUUUUUCAGUAAUAAGGGCAUUUCAUUAGAGAACGUGACGGACGAAAACUGGAGUGCGAUUCUCCAAACUCUAAAAGAAUUAUCCGACCAGUAUCGAGCUACUACACCACUCAGACUUGGUUUAGCUGUCGCAACAGGCAAUGAAUUUAAAGAGCUUGCUCGUUCUUACCUGCUUGAUGGCUUUAGACGAGGUAUUCCAUCGCUUUUCUCCGACGUGAAGGGCUUGUAUGCCGAUUCCGCUAAGCAAUUGGCCAUCGAAGAGGUUGUACUUGCGUUAAGAAAGGAUGAAGCAUCUGCAGCUAUUGCUAAUGGCGAUGCUUCAGCCAACUCUGAGGAUCCAUCAACCUACCUCUGGGUUCUCUACUUCCUUGGACAACAUCAGUCACAUCUAGGACGUUAUGAAGAAGCACUUCUCGUUCUUGAAGAGGCAAUUACCCAUACUCCUACACUUCCAGAACUUUACACUUGCAAAGGGCGUGUUCUGAAGCGUGCAGGAGACCUUGUCGGGGCAGUACAGUGCAUAGAAGAUGCCCGCGCGCUUGACUUACAGGACCGAUUUUUAAAUACGAAAAGCGGAAAAUACCACUUACGAGCUGGCUUGUCCGAGGAAGCACAGGUAAUUCUUGGACUUUUCACUAAAAAAGAUGCACCAUCGCCAGGAGCCGACCUUGAAGAGAUGCAAUCGCUGUUGUAUCUUACAGAGGAAGCGGAUGCGCAAAAUCGCCUUGGCAGGCUUGGUCCUGCACUGAAAAAAUAUCUGACCAUACGAAAAGUGUUUGAUGAUUUCGAUCACGACCAAUAUGACUUCCACUUCUACGCGAUAAGGAGAUUCACCAUGGAUGCAUACUUCAAACUGCUUCGAUGGGAAGAUAAGCUGUAUAACGACCCUGCUUUAGUUCAUGCCGUCUUAGAGGCAGCUCGCAUUUAUGUACGGGUACACGAUGAUCCUAAAUUAGCAUCGUCAUCUGCAUCAGCUCGUACAGACGCCGAGAAAAAAGCCCAAAAGAAGGCGAAAAAGGCGGCCAAGAAGAGUCACGAAGACGCGAAAAAGGCCAACUCGUCUGUAUCGAAUGAAGAUAAAGGCUUAGAUCCACCUACGCAAAAGGAUGAUGACCCCGAUGGAAUAAAAGCUCUCACCGCGUCUGACGGGUUGGAGCAAGCAUGGACGCUUUUGAAGCCUUUAGCAAUACAUCCUCUUGACCGUGUUGAUAUAUGCGUUGGUAUAUACGACGUUUCCAUCAGGCGACUCAAAUACUUGCAGGCGGUGAAGGCGCUGCUUGCAGCACAUGCACUGGAUCCAAAUGACGCUGACUUGCAUGUACGAAUUGUUGACUUUAAGUCACGAGUAUCUGCUCUCUCGAACCCUCUUCCGCAACCGAUAGCAGCAGCGGUUUUAUCCGCGAUCUCUACACUCAUACCGUCUGAGGUAUCACUUGAGACAUUCAACUCACAAUAUCUGCAACGCUACUCGACUUCAGCACGUGCUACACUUGCAGCAUCAGAAGCUUUGCAUCUUCUUCAUGCACCAGUCAAUGAGAUAGAGAGCACAGUGUUCGGCAUGCUCGCGCCUGAGAAUGCUGUAGAUAUUAAGACUACGCAGAAAGCCCUUGACUUCCUUACGACUAUCUCUUCUUCGCGGAGAGACGAGUUCCGCGAGGCAUGUGAUAAGCGUUUCCCAUUGUCUACGAUGUUCAAACCAGCUGAGGAACUCGCACGACUGCACGCUGAGGCACGCGCUCGGCGCCAAAAAAUCGCGGAAGGCGUUGCAGCAGUAUCAGAACCACCAAAAGCAGAACUCGUGUCGCCUUGAAAACUUCCUUGGCCUUUGACUUACUGGAGGUAUAGAUUCGUGUCUGAUCCC